Messenger RNA from Cyclopterus lumpus (lumpfish), 1486 nucleotides. Its product is annotated as mitofusin-2-like. Gene Ontology annotation, molecular function: GTPase activity. Gene Ontology annotation, biological process: mitochondrial fusion; mitochondrion localization. The coding region runs from base 1 to 987 and encodes 328 amino acids. Gene Ontology annotation, cellular component: mitochondrial outer membrane. NCBI's taxonomy places the organism in Eukaryota, Metazoa, Chordata, Actinopteri, Perciformes, Cyclopteridae. The transcript is spliced from 7 exons. The record is from RefSeq and is a predicted model, not a curated record.
AUGAAUGUUGAUGACAAGCCUGUUUGUGUUUCCAGACGAGCCAGGUGGGAGCACAGUCAGCCCUAUCUCACGCUCAGCAUGGCUCACUGUGCUCGAGAGCGUCCUGAGCUCCAUCGGCACAUCGAGGAGGGUCUGGGCAAGAACAUGUCAGAGAGAUGCUCCACCUCGAUCACCAGCUCCCUGCAGGCCACACAAACCGACAUGAUCGAGGGUCUGAAGCCUCUGCUGCCCAACCUGGUCAGAGAGCAGGUGGACAAGCUGGUUCCUCGUCAGUGCUUCAGCCUCAGUUACGACUUGGCCUGUGACAAGCUUUGCAGUGACUUCCAGGAGGACAUCAGCUUCCACUUCUCUUUGGGCUGGACCAUGCUAGUCAAUCGCUUCCUUGGGCCCAAGAACACCCGACGGGCCCUAAUGGGCUACAACGACCAGGUCCCUCGUCCGAUGGCCCUGACUCCAGUCAGCACCAGCAUGCCUCCAUUCCCACAAAGCUCCGUGACCCAAGAGGAGCUGAUGGUCUCCAUGGUGACUGGUCUCGCCUCCCUUACCUCCCGUACUUCCAUGGGUGUCCUUGUGGUGGGCGGCGUGGUCUGGAAAGCAGUGGGCUGGCGUCUGAUCGCCCUGUCAGUGGGUCUGUACGGACUCCUCUACAUCUACGAGCGGCUCACCUGGACUACCAGGGCCAAGGAGAGAGCCUUCAAGAGACAGUUUGUGGACUACGCUAGCGAGAAGCUUCAGCUCAUCGUCAGCUACACCGGAUCCAACUGCAGCCACCAAGUCCAGCAGGAGUUGGCAGGUGUGUUUGCCCAGCUCUGCCAGCAGGUAGACGUUACCCGUCAGAACCUGGAGGAUGAGAUCACUGACAUGAACAGCAAGAUAGAGCUGCUGGACGGCCUCCAGAGCAAGGCUAAGCUGCUGCGGAACAAGGCUGGCUGGCUGGACAGCGAGCUCAACAUGUUCACCCAGCAGUACCUCCACCACAGCAAGUAAACCACACCUGAGGGAUGCCUUCUGAAGUUUCCCCUCCAGUGGAUGAGAGGAAAUCCUCCACAAUGUUGUGUACAAAAGAGAAGAAAUGGAAGGGAUGGUUUGGAUAUCUGAAAGGAGUGACGGGGUUACAGGCUGGUUGUGUUAUGGAUAGUCCUGCAGUCUGCUAGAGACUGGUCACACAACAAUAAUUGAAUUAGCUAUUUUAUAAGCCACAACAUGAUUUAACCAUACCCCAGAACUGAAUGCUGAUGCUCAUUGUUCAUGUUCAGCUGUGGUGUCUACAAAUGAACAUGAACCUGAGGUCUCCAGAUGGCUCAUCAACCUGACCCCAGAGCAGUAGUAGUCCCAGCUCUCUCAUUAACACUGAUUGACUUGUUCCACAUUUUGUCCUUUAAAUCUGACUCCAGUUAACUCUGCCAUAUUCACUUGUGUAGAUUUGAUUUUGUAUAUACAUUUUGAACACUGGGCGAGUGCUGAAGUAAAACAGUUGUGAAAUGCU